This is a messenger RNA of Brienomyrus brachyistius, 1520 nucleotides long. RefSeq lists its product as uncharacterized. Lineage: Eukaryota; Metazoa; Chordata; Actinopteri; Osteoglossiformes; Mormyridae. Bases 112 to 852 code for a protein of 246 amino acids. The transcript is spliced from 5 exons. The record is from RefSeq and is a predicted model, not a curated record.
CCACAGACUUAGAAGAAAAGAGAAUGGGUUAGCAAGGCAAAGCAAGCUGACAGAGACACAGAUGCAGAGACUAUACCACGUUAAUUUUUAUAUAUUAGCUUCUCAAGGGUCAUGUGUUACUCCAUAAAGCGACUCCUCUCCGUCUAUAUGUCAUUGCUGUUACUCAGUCAUGAAGUCUUCCAGGCAGAGGAAAUUACAGGAACAGUCGGUCAGGAGGUCAGACUUAAUUUUACCAGGCAGAUCAUGCCCACCGUGGUGAAGACAGUUAGCCUGUACAAAGACGGCAAGAAGAUCGGAGAGUGCUCUCAUGCACACACUAACUGCAUUUUCACACGUGGUUUAUUGACAAACAAUUCCCAAGGAGCAAUUGUGAGCAUCUCGAAUCUGACUAUGGCAGAUUCUGGGAAUUACUCUGUCACUUUCUUCUACAACUCGCCAUUUUUUCAUGAGAGCAAUUCAGUGUCUCUCGUUGUCCAUUUCCAAGAGCUUACGACAGAUUCUUCUCCACCAUACAGAAGUAACGGAAAUGAGUUCCAGGAGGCCACUUCAGAAUCCUUCUUGUAUGUGUAUAUCAUCAUUGCUCUAUGCCUCAUCUCCGUCAUGAUGCCAUCCGUGCUGCUGAGCUUUUUCUAUCAGACCCCCAAGAGGAGCUCAGACCACCACCAAAGACCUUCUUCCAGCAAUGAGUUUCAGGUCCCAAGUGAGGCGGCCGUGUCUGUGUGCCCAAUGGAGUAUGUGACUCUGGAUUUUCCCAGCAGCCUGAAUGUGGAUGAAAAGGCUAAGUGGAAGCGAAAGGCAGUGAUGCUCCAGGACACGGUGGAGUACGCCACCAUCAUCGUCCCUCAGGGAUAGAAGUGCAUGCUGCUCACAGAGGAGAUACUCUGCCAGGAGGACGUUGGUCUCCUUAAAGUGCUGUCAUCUUGAACCGCUUCACAUGCUACUGUAUAUGAUGUGUUCUUAUCGUCUCGGUGCUGUAGGAUCUAAAUUAACUAACCCAGGGACAUAUAUCACUAUUGAUUAGGUACUGACAGACUACUUGAAGUAUGUAAUCGAGUUGUCUUACGGUACAAAAGCUUUGUAAUGCAAAGCAAUACUUGGGAGACAAAUGACAUGUGGUAAGACAGGGGUGGCCAGUGUUAUCUGCAAAGGGUCACUGUGUGUGCAGGAUUUUGGGGAAACCUUUAGGUCAGCCGUUCAAGCCCAGGUGUGAGGACUCUUCAGCCAGUCGGUCCUCUAAUUAGUAAUCUAAUUAGGGAGUUGCAGCGAAAACCCACACACACAGCAGCCCACCCCUGUGCUAAACGCAUACUUAGGUGAUUACAGAUAUCAUACGUAUUUUAUCUUGAAAUAAGGUGCUACUGUCUUGUAUAUAAACUUCAUGUAACACUAUUUGCAAAAAUGACAAACAGUAAAUGAUUUGUAUAAAAAAAAUUACUGAUUUAUUUUUAAUCCGCAAGAUGGAUAAAUAACAAUCCAUCAGUUGUUAUCUGUUAAUGUCCGUGCUAAUGUUGAAAUCUAAU